Molecule: messenger RNA, 2015 nt
Organism: Hemibagrus wyckioides
Lineage: Eukaryota; Metazoa; Chordata; Actinopteri; Siluriformes; Bagridae
Gene: rprml
Product: reprimo-like
Exons: 1
Coding region: 994-1332 (112 amino acids)
Source: RefSeq, a predicted model, not a curated record
UCAGUGGGGUUGAGAGGUAAUGACUCUUAAAACGUCUAUCUAUCUAUCUAUCUAUCUAUCUAUCUAUCUAUCUAUCUAUCUAUCUGACAGUUUUAUGUCUUCUAUUUAUAGUAAAAGACCAGUUUGUAGUUUUUCAACAACAAACAUAACUCAGAAAUGUAACAUCACCUCGGUACGCCACUAGGGUUAAAGGUCAGUAUGUGAUAUCAUUUGAAAUGUCAGAGUGGAACCUUAAGUGCUGAAUGUAUGGGUUUUAUCCUUUAAAUAUUCACUAAAAAGAUUUGAUUUAAAUACUUCUGUCAAUGUCAUGGAUAUCUGAUAUCCUCCUCAUUUAAAAUGUCAGCAAGUAUAAAAUGGUGGAACUUUUAUGUUUUAUACCUUUUAUAUGUAUCUUUCAACUGGCAAGGGUAUUGGACCACAGACUAACUUUUUAGACUUUCUAGGUAAAAGAUAUCUAAAGGUGCAAAAUGCGUAUUCUUGAAGGUACCAGGGCAGCAACAAGGACAGAGAGGGGCAUUUUAAUCCCCUUCUUUACUGAGAGUGUUUAGUUGCACUUUCAUGGACUGAUGGCUCUCUGUCUUAUUGGGCAAAACUGCCUUCCUCUCUCUCUCUCUCUCUCUUUCUCUCUCUCUCUCUCUCUCUCUCUCUCUCUCUCACACACACACACACAUACACACACACACACACACACACACACAAUGAGGCUAUGAGACUAUAUGAUGUCCACGAAGUGCGCAGUUUCAUCGCUCACUAGUUUCCCGCGCCUUUACGCACCAUCACCCUCUUCACUCCAGUUGAUUGCGCCACCUGAGAAGGAGACAGUGGGACUUUCUGGGUCUGUGCUACAAGAUAAAAGUUCACAACUAAGCGGCUAAUUCUUUUCCAGCGGACUUUUUUCCCCAUAUGACCCGCCAGGAGCAGAAGCAAGCGCGCAAACAAGACGUCUGGUGAACAUCUGCAUGACUGAGGACGCAUCUCGCUCCGCGACUCACCAUGAACGCGACGAUCUUCAAUAGCACUCUGUUUGCGCACGGCGCUCUGCUUAACAGCAGCCAGCAGCUCGCAGGCACGCUGGUGGACGAGGUGAGCGCGAGCGACGGCGGAGGCGGGGCCGGUGGAGGAUCUCUGGUGCUCGAGCCGGACGAGCGCAAGUUGUUCGUGACGCGCGCCGUGCAGAUCGCGGUGCUGUGCGUACUCUCGCUCACAGUCGUCUUCGGCAUCUUCUUUCUCGGCUGCAACCUCAUGAUCAAGUCCGAAAGCAUGAUCAACUUCUUGGUGAAAGAGCGGCGGCCGUCUAAAGACGUUGAGGCGGUGAUGAUCGGACUCGGGUAACAGCACCGUGCGCGAGGACAAAUCUGUACACCCGGAGCGGAGGAUUGCCACGCGCCUGGUGUCGUGUUGUGCAGCGCGAGGAUAUGCAACUCGUUCGUUUCGUCGUUCGCGUUUGUCGAGGAAAAGCUGAACGAGACUUUAAAGUGUCUUUAAAAGUCUCCUUCAUUGCAGUGACUGUCACAGAAAUGGAAUUUGCACGCUGAAAAUAUGUAGAAUGUAUCGAUGUUUAUUAAUUUUUUUUUUUUUAAAAAGUUAUAUUAAAAAUUAAUAUUCGAGCAAGUUUGUUGCAUUUGGGGUGUUUGACCUUUACAGUGAAAAUAUGUUUACACGUUUUUUACCUCAAGUGCAAAAAGAGAACUAUUAAAACUUUUAACUUCCAAAAUGCAUGCAGCUGAAAAAAAGUAAAUGUAGCCUAUGCAUCUUGCACCGUGGGUAUUUUUUUUAAUUUCAGAUGUUUAAGUGUAUUUUUUUUUUCGCACGGUUGAAAGAAAUAUUUAUGAGAAUUAAUAUUUGCACGUUUUCCUACGAGUCCAUGGGUUCAUUGCUGGAGAUGCAGCAUGUGCGAUGCUCUUUCUGAGUUUACUGUCUUGCACUUUCAUAUGAAACUUGCUGCAUGAACUGUUUUGUAAAUAACGAUGAAACUUGAAGUAGCGUGUCUCAAUAAAUUUCACUUUUCAAUGUUG